AUGUUGCCGGGGUUCUUUUCCACCACAACCCAAAAAGGCACCAUCCUCCUCAUCCACGGCUGGCCGCAAACAUCCUACCAAUUCCGUCACGUGAUCUCCCCCCUCACCACCGCGGGCUACCGCCUCGUCAUCCCCGACUACCGCGGCGCAGGCCAGUCCUCCAAACCCGCCUCGGGCUACGACAAAAUCACCAUGGCGACCGACCUCCACACCCUCGUCCGCGAGCACCUCGGGUUCAAGGAAAAGAUCCACAUCGUGGGCCACGACAUCGGCGGCAUGAUCGCCUACGCCUACGCCACCCGCUUCGCGGACCACGUCGCGAGUGUAGUCUGGGGCGAAUGCCCCCUCCCGGGCACCACGCUGUACGACGAGGUGAAAAGAAGCGACGACGUCUUCCACUUCCUCUUCCACCGCGUACUGGACCUCCCCGAAGCGCUCGUCGCGGGCCGCGAGCGAGUGUACAUCCGCCACUUCUUUGAUAAGCAGAGCUUCAACACGGCGUGGAUUACGCAGGGGGCGAUGGAUGUGUAUGCGAGCGCGUUUGAGCAGCCGGGGGCGAUGAGGGCGGGGUUUGAGAUUUAUCGGGCGUUUGAGCGGGAUGCGGCGGAGAAUCGGGAGUGGUGGGAGCUGGAGGGGAAGUGUGGGGUGCCGGCGUUGGGGCUAGUGGGAGGGGAGUUCUUGUUGAAGGGGCUGGCGGGGGAGAUGAUGGAGGAGGGGCAUGUGGAGGGGGCGUGGAGCGUGAGGGUGGUGGAGGGGAGUGGGCAUUAUGUGGCAGAGGAGCAGCCGGAGGGGUUUGCGAGGGAGGUUUUGGGGUUUGUGGGGGGAAUUGAGUUGGAGAGUUGUAAUGGAUGA
Mytilinidion resinicola is the source of this 852-nucleotide messenger RNA. RefSeq names its product alpha/beta-hydrolase. The transcript is spliced from 2 exons. Lineage: Eukaryota; Fungi; Ascomycota; Dothideomycetes; Mytilinidiales; Mytilinidiaceae. Gene Ontology annotation, molecular function: hydrolase activity. The record is from RefSeq and is a predicted model, not a curated record. Bases 1 to 852 code for a protein of 283 amino acids.